GUUUUCACCCCGAACUCGUUUCUUUCCGUGCCAUUUUUCCGUGAACACGACAAAACGGAAGCGACACAUUUUCCUCGUUUGUUUUGAAGAACGUGGAGUUUUUUUCUCACGCAGUUUGUUUGUGCAGGAGCUCAGACAUGAUUAUCCCAAUCCGCUGCUUCACCUGUGGGAAGAUUGUAGGGAACAAGUGGGAGGCUUACCUGGGACUCCUACAGGCAGAAUACACAGAGGGAGAUGCUCUGGAUGCCCUGGGCUUGAAGAGGUACUGCUGUCGCAGGAUGCUGCUGUCUCACGUCGAUCUGAUUGAGAAACUGCUGAACUACGCACCACUGGAAAAAUAAGACUCGUUUCAGAUCUCUCCCUCUCCCCCUGCUUGUGUUCACUCAUUCUUUUUCCCCAUGUUUUAUAAAUAAAGUAGUAAAGACCA
Molecule: messenger RNA, 427 nt
Organism: Tachysurus vachellii
Lineage: Eukaryota; Metazoa; Chordata; Actinopteri; Siluriformes; Bagridae
Gene: polr2l
Product: RNA polymerase II, I and III subunit L
Exons: 3
Coding region: 138-341 (67 amino acids)
Biological process (GO): transcription by RNA polymerase II; transcription by RNA polymerase I; tRNA transcription by RNA polymerase III
Cellular component (GO): RNA polymerase III complex; RNA polymerase II, core complex; RNA polymerase I complex
Molecular function (GO): DNA binding; DNA-directed RNA polymerase activity; zinc ion binding
Source: RefSeq, a predicted model, not a curated record